This is a messenger RNA of Dipodomys ordii (Ord's kangaroo rat), 10839 nucleotides long. RefSeq names its product dynein, axonemal, heavy chain 14 (gene Dnah14). The annotation marks the transcript as partial. Gene Ontology annotation, biological process: microtubule-based movement. The record is from RefSeq and is a predicted model, not a curated record. Gene Ontology annotation, molecular function: dynein intermediate chain binding; dynein light intermediate chain binding; ATP binding. Gene Ontology annotation, cellular component: dynein complex. The transcript has 69 exons. Lineage: Eukaryota; Metazoa; Chordata; Mammalia; Rodentia; Heteromyidae.
AUGUGUCAGUAUAAGAAGGAAAACAUUACCUUAGGGGAGAAGUUGGAGACAUUUGUACUCAUUGCUUUGACAGCUGGAAGUCAAGAGAUGAACAGGAAAGAAAACCACGGAAAUUCAAGGAAGAAAAUAAGAAUUAAUGAGCUAACAAUCCAAAAGUCUAAACUUGGUGAUACACCUUAUAAAGAACAGAAAUACAAAAAUGUGCUACGAAAGAAUCAGUCAUCCCAUGUAUCAGUAAAAGAAAUGCAGAAAUAUGAAAUAUUCUCUGCACUCUUGAAAGAAGAGAGAACAGAAGAUUACCCUCAAGGAAAUAUAAUUCAACAACAUAUAAUUGCUCCAGAACCAAUUUCCCAUGAGAAGAAAGAGAAAUCGAAGAGGGAAGAGGAACAAAUUCAUGUUUGUCCAGGAGACAGGAAAGGCCGACACUUUUUAUAUAAUAGAACAGAACCACAGGAUGAUGAGGUGACAAGAUUUCUUACUCAGCUAAGAGAAAAGCUUGGAUGGCCAACUGUAUUAUGGAACCAGAGUCUGAAAUAUAAUUGUCCUGGGGUUUUGGUUCAGAAUGAUCUAAAGGCACCUUUGAAAGAUGAUUGUGUAUUUGUGUAUUGCCUUCCCGGACUUAGUAAUAAAGGCUUUUGCAAUCCGUAUGAUCUUCGGAUAGUCUCUGCCCAUACAGCUAGGAAAUGCAAAGAAUUUUGGACUGUCUCUGCUUCAUUUAUUUCAAAGGUAAUUACUAAAACAGGCGUCAACAUGGAAGACGUGGAGCUCGUACCCGCUUUAGAAUGGCUAUCAGAGAGACAGCAGUACUAUCUCUUGCAGCAGUUUAAAAUAUUUUCCAAUUUCCGAAUUAAUAAGGCUUUUGUUACCUGGAAAGUGAAUGUUAGGAGAAUUAAGACAGAGACGAGCAAGAUAUUUUUGUAUAAACAUCUCUUUUUCGCUGAUGAGUUUUUCCAAGACUGUUUACUACAUAUAAAGGGACUUUGUGAAGAUGCAAUGAAUUUCAAUAAUAAUAAAAAACGUAAGGAUAAGCCACCUGUGGUGUGUUUUGUGAAGCUGGAUCGUUCUCAAACAUACUCUCUUGAUGAAUUUUAUGAAGAGCAGUUGCAGCAAGGUGUGCGGGCUCUGAAACAACUGGAGGUCAUCAAGGAUAAAUCCAUUUUAAAGAUAAGAAGCACAAUCUUAAAGGUUUCAGAGAAGGAAGACAUAAAAGAAUAUUUUGAGGAAAAGCUGUCUACUCCUGACACAUCACAUUUCAAGCUGCCUAAGCUUCGGCGCUUAUUAGAAACAAACCGGAGGUUUUUGGUCCUGGUUGACUACAUAUUUCAGGAGCUCAUUCGUCAGCUUACGAACAUUGCAGUCACUCAACUUUUGGAAUUAUUCAGUAAUUCUGAUAGAGUGCCUUUCUCAGUGGAAAAAAAGAAUGAAAAUCUCAUCAGAACAUUGAAAGAUGACUUUUAUUCCUCCACAAUAAAGAUGACAAAUAGUGAAGAACUCUUUGACUCAAAUUCUGUUCAAGAAUUAGGAGUGAAGGUAGAUACUGAUAUUAACAAGAUUGUGAGUAGCAGUAAAGUAGAGAAGGAUUUGAGAAAGAUGUGUGCACCAGUAUUUGAAGUAAAUCUGUGCUUGAGAAUUCCUGAGAGUGAUUCUUCAGAAAAUAUUGCAGAGAAUGUUGAUGGAUUUGACCACUGUAUGGUAUGUGAAGACGAUGAAAUGUCAGAAGAAGGAGAAAAUGUAGUCAAAAGUUGUUCAAGUGCAGACCUGCUCCUAGAAGCCAAUAAACUUAAAACACUUGAUGCCAGCCUUGAACCUGCUCCUUCAGACACCGAUGUCACAACAGCAUAUGAGAAUAAACACAUGUAUGAAGUUCCAGAAUUUCCUACAAAUCUCUUUAUACAGCCUAACCGAUUGGAGUUUUCAAUAAAAAUUCAAAAUUUGAUAGCUAAUAUUGAAAAUUGUAUAACUUCAAUUACCCCUUUUCACCAAGAUCCUCGCCUGUCUAACUUUAUUGACAUAAGUUCAAUUACGGAAUCACCUAACGUCAAAAGUACUAUGAACUUAAAGGAGACCAGCUGGCCAGAUUCUCAGAUUCUUUUUGAAACAGAUCCUGUCUAUCAAAAUAAAAUUGUGAGUCUCCUGACUAUUAUCGGUAAUUCAAUGGGCCUAGUUAGCAUUUACAGCUUCAAGUUUCUAAAAUUUUGCACCAUGGUAGAGAAGGCCAAAAUCAUGAAUAUGAAAAUAUCAUCUGUUAGACAUUUAAAUUCUACAGAGUUUAAAAUUGUACUGCGUAAAUUCAGAACCUACUUUCGACAUAUUGUAACUAUGGCUAUUGAAAAACGCAUUGGUAUUUUCAACGUUGUUAGUUUGAAUUUUCAGUCAGAAUGCUUACCAUAUGUUGACAAUGUCAUACACACAAGCAGUAACCUCUUAAGAUCUGUUAUUGAGAAAAAGAAUGCAAAUCUCUUGGAAGUUGUGGAAUCAUCAUUACAAAAGCUAGACCGAGAUCCCACCGAAAUAGAAGAAUUUGUGGACCACUUCACUUUCUUGGAGGAAAUGUCCUUAGAAAUAUCUAAAUUAGAAAAAGAGUACUUGACAAUUUCUCAGCUAUAUUCUGUUGUGAAGUAUCACCAAAUUGAUAUUACAGAAGAACAAAAAGCCCUAUCUAAACUUCUUUCUAUGAAGUUUGCCCAACUGAAAACAUCUCUGAAGCUGAGUGCAACAAACAGAUACUCAACAGUCAACAAGUUCAGGAACAACUUGGAAGCGUACAUCACUGGCUUACGGGUGGAUGUUAGUGAUUUAAAAGCUAAAAUAAGGACCCCGGUGCUGCUGUGCGCGCGCACCCGGGCGGCCACGGCGAUGGAGAUGAUCCAGGGCCUCGCGGAGGAGGCCGCGGGCCUGGCCCACAAGGCCCAGCUGUACUCGAGCUACCAGGACCACUUCGACGACGGCCAGUCGCACAUGCUCUGUCUGAACGUGGAGGAGAUUGCCCGCAUCGUGCUCUCGGAGGUGGCGGACAUCGAGUGGGACCUGACGCUGAGGCGAAUCCUGUGGGAGUCGCACGAAGAGUGGCUGACGCUCUUCCGGGAGUGGAGGAAAUGCUCCCUCCAUAGCAUGGACGUGGAGCUGGUGCAGAGAACGGUGUCCAAGUGGCUGCAUAUCCUCCUCGUUCUAGAAAAAGGUUUACCUAAAAACGACAUAGUGCCACACCUGAAGCAAUGUGUGACAGAUUUUAAACAAGAGCUGCCCAUCAUCAUAGCUCUGGGGAACCCGUGUCUGAAGCCCCGGCACUGGGAGGCUCUGCAGGAGGUGGUGGGGAGGUCCCUGGAUAAAAGCUGCACCGUGGAGAACGUGCUAGCCCUCAAGAUGUUUCAGUAUGAAAGUGAAAUAAAUGAAAUAUCAACCUCAGCAACUAAUGAAGCUGCUCUUGAAAAGAUGCUGUAUAAGAUCAUUGAUCUUUGGAACACAACGCCUCUGCAUUUAGUGAUGCACCACUCAGAGACUUACUCAAUCUUGGUAAUCUCAUCUGUGGACGAUAUUCUAGCUCAGCUAGAAGAAUCUCAAGUCAUUCUUGCAACAAUUAAAGGAUCUCCCUAUCUUGAACCAAUUAAGGAUCUUGUACGUAAAUGGGACAAAAAUUUAAAUCUCUUUUCUUACACUCUUGGAGAAUGGAUGAAUUGUCAAAGAAGCUGGCUUUACCUUGAACCAAUCUUUCAUUCUGUAGAAAUACAAAGGCAGCUCCCAGCAGAAACAAAGCACUUCUCCAUGGUGAUCUCCAUGUGGAAGGAAUUAAUGUCAAAAGUGCAGAACAAGCUAGAGGCCUUGCGAAUAACCACUUCCGCAGGAGUCCUGGAAGUGCUGCAGAACUGCAACAUGCAUCUUGAGACUAUAAAGAAAAGUCUGGAGGAUUACCUUGAAGUUAAAAGAAUGAUUUUCCCAAGGUUUUACUUUCUCAGCAAUGCUGAGCUUCUCGAUAUACUGGCUGACAGCAGGAAUCCUGAGUCUGUGCAGCCUCAUCUUGUGAAAUGUUUUGAAAAUAUAAAACAAGUAUUGAUCUGGAAAGAAGAAAUUGGACCCCCUGCUGUAAAAAUGCUCAUAUCUGCAGAAGGAGAGGGUCUUCUGCUGCCCAAGAAAAUCCGCGUAAGAAGUGCUGUGGAACAAUGGCUGUUAAAUGUGGAGAAAAGCAUGUUCGAUGUGGUGAAAAAGUGAUGUUUUAAUUUAAAAUGAAAUGUAUUUCGACUCAUUUGCCUUUUUCAGGGCCAGAUCAUGUUUCAUAAUGAUUGUAUCAGAAGCUUUGUGAGUUCUAAUCCAAGAGAAGAGCUGGAGAAAGUCCAUGUUGCUGUGAUUUGGCAUCUGAAAGAAGCUGCAGAGCUGAUUGGGUUGAAUACUAGUAAUUCUCGAACGAAAACUGUGCUGGAAGCAUUGCUUACCCACUACGUUCACAGCAGAGAUAUUGUGAUGGAUUUACUACUUAAAAAUAUAUUCAAUGCAGAGGAUUUUGAGUGGUCAAGACAUUUGCAGUAUAAAUGGAAUGAAAAACAAAAGCUGUGCUACGUUAUGCAAGGCAACACCAGUUUUACUUAUGGAUACGAGUACUUGGGGUGUACCCCAAGGCUGGUCAUCACACCCCUCACGGACAGGUGCUGGCUGACAUUCUUGGGAGCACUGAGCCUGAACCUAGGUGGCUGCACUGCUGGCCCUGCUGGAACAGGAAAAACGGAAACUGUUAAAGAUCUGGCCAAGGCCUUAGGUAAACACUGUGUAGUGUUCAGCUGUUUUGAAGACUUGGAUUAUAAGGUACUGGGAAAAUUCUUCUUUGGCUUGGUUCAGUCAGGAGCCUGGUGCUGCUUUGAUGAAUUCAACCUAAUUGAUGUGGAAGUCCUCUCCGUCAUUGCCUCUCAGAUCCUGGAAAUCAAGGCAGCAAAAGACAACUAUUCCAUCAGGUUUGUGCUGGAUGGAAGAGAAAUACGCAUGAACAUGUCCUGUGCAGUGUUUAUCACCAUGAACCCUAGGUAUGGCGGUCGAGUGGAGCUCCCAGACAACCUAAAAUCACUGUUCCGCCCUAUAAUAAUGAUGAUACCUAACUUCCAAAUGAUUACUGAAGUAAUACUGUUUUCAUUUGGCUUCAAGUCUGCAAAAGUACUCUCUGGGAAGGUAGUUCAUCUUUAUGAAUUAGCUAGCAAGCAGCUUUCACAGCAGGAUCAUUAUGAUUUUGGCAUGAGAUCUUUGAAGACAGUUUUAAUAAUGGCAGAAAAGAAGAAGCAGGAAUUUAAACGUCUUUGUGAAGCUGAGGAAACCGUGGUCAUGAUCAAAGCCAUCAGAGAAGCCAGUCUAUCAAAGUUUCCUCCUGAAGACGUCCCACUUUUCGAAAAGAUUAUAGCAGAUAUUUUUCCUGAAGUGCAAGUUUCGAAAGAAAGCCACCCUAGCUUGGAGAAAGCAAUAAGCAUUUCAACAAAACUAUUAGGCUUUCAACACUGGCCACCUCAGAAAGAGAAGAUCAUACAGUUUUAUUUUCAACUACAGGCUUGCGUGGGUGUGAUGUUAGUGGGUCCAACAGGUGGAGGAAAGACAGCAGCCAGAAAAAUUUUAGAAAAAGUAUUAAUAUUGUUACCAAUUAUAGACACCUUAUCAAUCACAGAGAGGCGAUCUACUUCAAAGAUUCCAGGAAGAAAAGGAAAAGUAGAUAUUUGUGUUUUAAAUCCAAAGUGCAUUACUCUUGGUGAGCUAUUUGGACAACUAGAUCCUAACACUAUGGAAUGGACUGACGGGUUAUUAACAGCAGCAAUUCGAAGUUAUGUGUGUUUGAAUAGUGAAAGCUACUCAAAAAAUGAUGGUGGUCCUGAACUAAAGUCAGAAACUUUAUCAGUUUUCCAACUUGAUUCCUCUGAUACAACAGAUACUGAUAAGUUUGUGAAUAAUACAGAGAAAAAUGUUAAAAUUAGAGAAGAUCACAACAUUCUAUGUUUUAUUUUGUAUCAGGACCCUGUUGACCUGGGAUGGGAGCCUUAUGUUCAGACAUGGCUUUUGAAAACUGCUAAUAUUAUGAGUCAAUCAGGAGUGAACUGUCUUGAAUUAUUGAUUAAAAAAAGUGUCCCAGAGGGUCUGCGAUUUAUAAAGAAAUUUCAGAAAUUCCAGCCCUUCCCUGUGCACAGCAUAACAGCCGUUACAACCCUGUGCAGAAUUCUUGAUUCUUUCUUUGAAUUCAUGAAUACAAAAGGAGGCUUUGGACAAGAUGAUAAGAAUUACAAGAAUGACACUGCAGCUGAGGAGCCAAAAGCUCCCACAAUCAAGUUCAAGGAUGAGAGGAGAAGCAGCUAUUCCACGGAUGAAAGUGCAUGGUUUCUGGAGAAAAAUCCAGAUAAAUUAGCAAUAAUGCUCCAAAAGCUUUUUGUAUUUGCAUUUACCUGGGCCUUUGGAGGAACUUUAAAACGUGAAGAUGAGCAUGAACACGAUGUAAUAUUUCAUUCAACAUUUGGAAACAAUUCACUUGCAGAAGUAACCUAUAAUUUUGAUAGCCUUGUUCGUGAAAUAUUUGAACACGAUUCACAUAGAGAGUUAGGUAUCAAUCUACCAAUUGGUGACCGGUCUAUCUUUGGAUAUUUUGUCGAUAUACAGCAAUGUGAAUUUGUACCUUGGUCAGAGUUAGUUCCUAGUGUUCAUACACUAAUUCAUAAAGGAACAUCACUGCUGAGUGACCUCCAAGGAGCCAGCGAGAACAUCCUGAUGGAGUACGGAGGGUGGAUUACCCACACCGCCACCAGGGACACCACCUGCCUCACCUUCCUCAUGAGCCUGCUCCUGCGGAGCUCCAGCCCCGUGCUGCUCGUAGGCGAGUCUGGUGUUGGGAAAACGGCGACCAUUAACCAAAUGCUUGAGAAGUUAGAAGCCCCAGGAGCACUGGAUAUCAAAUAUGGGUCAAUCUUAGGAGAUGUCCUAUUACAUAAUGAAAUUAAAAAGUCAAGGUUUCUAAAGCAAAAUCUCAGCAUCCUGAUCUCCAAGACUCACAAGAAGGAGGGCGGAAGCCCAGAUGCUACCACUAAGAAGCUCGAAGGUAGCCCUGAUGACAGUUCACUUAAAGGAAUUACAGCAACCACAAUAAACUUCAGCGGCAGUCUCACAGCCACCAAAAUCAAGGAGAUGAUUCUUAAGAAAUUAGUAAGAAGAAAGAAAGAUACCCUCGGAGCCCCUAAGAACAACAAGGUUGUAGUAUUUAUUGAUGACAUGAACACGCCAGCAUCAGACCCAGGCGGGAGGGCGCAGCCGGCCCUGGAGCUGAUCAGACAGCUGUUGGAUAUGGGAGGGGUUUACGAUACCGAGCAGAACACGUGGAAGACUAUUCAAGAUCUUUCCAUAAUUGCUUCCUGUGUCCCUGCAUCUGGUCGGCGUGACAUUAGUCCACGCCUCCUCAAACACUUCACCACGCUGGUGCUGCCUCACCCCCCACAAAAUGCCUUACUGACGAUUUUCCAGGCUCAUUUGGGAAUCUAUUUCUCCAACAAUGGCUUUGUGUCUGACGUUCAGAGAUGUAGGGAGCAGAUAGCGUCUUGCUCCCUGGCUGUGUACUACUUUGUGUGUAAGACUAUGUUACCAACGCCAGCAAAAUGCCACUACACGUUCAACCUCCGAGACAUGUUUAAGCUUCUCCUAGGAUUGCUGCAAGCUGACAAGAAUGUCAUCAUCAGCCCAGAGAUGGCCGCGAGGUUCUUCAUUCACGAAGCCACCCGAGUGUUUCAUGAUCGCUUAAUCGAAGCCACUGAAAAAUGCCUCUUCCAUCAGGCUCUUUCAAAGGAACUCGAGAACUAUUUUCAGACUGAGUGGAAUUACCAAAAGCUAGUGGAUGACUCAACUGUAUUCGUGGACUUCUUGGAUAUCAACAAGCCUCAUAGAAAAAAGGCCUAUCAGAAUACCAAUGACUAUGGGAAACUUGCCAGUGUGCUUAAUGAUUUCCAAAUGAAGUUAAGUUCUACGCCUUUGGAGGUCUCUCACCCCAUGGUGUUUUUCAAGGAAGCCAUUGAACACAUUGCAAGAGUUACAAGAGUGCUCAGACAGCCAGGGAGCCACAUGCUCCUGAGAAUAUUUAAAAACCUGCACAUCUGCCUGGUCAUGAGUCCUGCAGGGUCUCAGUUUCGCCAGACCUGCCGACGGUAUCCGUCCAUGGUUAACUCGUGUACCAUCGACUGGUACCAGAGGUGGCCUGAAGAAGCUCUCCUUCUGGUGGCCAACUCUUACCUAAGGGAGAAAGUGAACUUAAAGCACAGACAGCACUUAAGAGAAAGAUUUGCCCUAACGUGUGUCCAGAUCCACAAAAGUGUAAGAGACUUGUGCACACAAUACCUUGAAGAAACUAAAAGGCACUACUAUAUCACUCCUAGUAGCUAUUUACAGUUCAUGGAAACGUUUGUACAUAUUUUGAGGUCACAAGAAGAGGAGAUGGAAAGAAAGAGGAAGCGUUUCUCUGUGGGUCUGUCUAAGAUCCUGGAAGCAACCUCACUAGUUAAAGAUAUGCAGGAGGAACUCUUGAUUAUUGGCCCUCAAAUAGAGCAAAAAACAAAGGAAACAGAAACCCUAAUGGAAAAACUACAGAAAGACUCACAAGUAGUUGAAAAAGUUCAGAUGCUUGUUAAACAGGAUGAAGAGAUUAUGUCCGAAGAAGUAAGGAUUGUGGAAGAUUACGCUCAGAAAACUGCCAAUGAGCUAAGAAGUGUGAUGCCAAUCUUAGAAAAGGCUGUUGAGGCUCUAAAUUCGUUGGAUAAAGUUGAUGUUGCUGAGUUAAGGGUGUACACACGCCCACCCUUCCUCGUACUAACUGUCAUGAAUGCAGUGUGCAUCCUGCUUCAGAAGAAGCCCAACUGGGCCACAGCAAAGCUGCUGCUCUCAGAGACUGGUUUCCUGAGGAGACUGACUAACCUGGACAAGGACAGCAUUCCUGAUAAGGUUUUUCUGAGACUGAAGAAGAUUUUAAGCCUUCCUGAUUUCAACCCAAGCAAGGUCGCCCUGGUCUCCAUGGCUUGCUGCUCCAUAUGCCAGUGGGUCAUAGCUCUGAACCACUACCACGAGGUGCGGAAGGUAGUGGGCCCUAAACAAAUCCAAGUCGCUGAGGCGCAAAAUGUCCUUAGAAUUGCAAGGCAAAGACUGGCUGAAAAACAAAAAGGUGUACAGCUGGUCCGCCUGUGGCACAGCCAGGGGCUGCCCCUCGGGCAGCACGCGGCCGAGAACGCCGUCCUGAUCCUGCACAGCCCGCGCUGGCCGCUGCUGAUGGACCCGCACCGGCAGGCCUGCGCCUGGAUCCGCGCGCUGGAGGGCGAGCGCCUGCAGACGCUCUCGGCGCUGGACAGCGCGCACAUGCGCAAUCUGCAGCACGCCAUUAGCACGGGCGGCAGCGUGCUCCUGCAGGACGUGCCCGAGGCGAUGUCGGUCGGCCUGAAGGCCGUGCUGAAGAAGGACGUGUUCCAGAGGAGGGGGCAGGACUUCAUCCGCGUGGACGGCUCCGACGUCGAGUACAACAUGAAGUUCAAGUGCGCUCGAUGGCUCAGGUGCAUAUUAGAUAAUGAAGAGAUUGUAGAUAUUUUAAAAAAGUGUAAAAUGACAUCAAACGAAAUUACAAAACGCAUCAAAGCAACGGAAAAGGCGGAGAGUGAACUCCAAGCAGCCCGGGAGCAGUACCUGCCCAUCGCCACGCGGGGAACCCUGCUCUACUUCCUGGUGGCCGACCUCGCCCGGCUCGACUACAUGUACCAGUUCUCCCUGUCCUGGUUCCGGGAGGUGUUUGUUUCUUCGGUAACUUCCAAAAGCGAAGAACAAGAAAUUGAUGUGAAGCAGGAGACAGUGCCUCCAGAUGGGAUUGCAAGUCUAACAACACUAGCUGGCCUGGAACGCAGGGACCGCAACAUAUACAAGCAUAUCAAACACACAAUGGAUGCGCUGACAAGAAAUGUGUUUAAGGUUGUUUCUUCCACUUUGUUUAAUCAACAUAAACUCUGCUUCUCCUUCUCACUGUGUACUACGAUCAUGAAAAAUAAUGCUGAUGGAAACUGGCUGAGUGAUCUCGGGUCUCUGCCAGAGGAGGAAUGGAACAUCUUUUUAUAUUCUGGCAUACUGAUAGAUAUUAAAAGUAUAUUGCCCACACCUGGACUUGACAACGUGUUUGAGACCUGCAAAACGCAACAUCUUCAGUGGCUGGCCCCCUCCAGAUGGAAGCAGUGCCAGUACGUGGGCCAUCACCUGGGGGCGUUUGCGCUCCUCUGCCGGUCCCUCCUGUCGGAUGCCCCGCAGUGGGAGGCCUUCAGGAAGAGCAGGACGGUGUACUCGCUGCUGAGCAUGCCCUUCUCCUCAAAGGAUGGCUCAUCCCAGGAAAAUGCUCGUGAAGCACGUAGGGAGUGUGGGGAGACGUGGUUCCCGGGGCUGCGCUGCUGGAGACAGGCAGGGGCGGUGCACGCCAACGCCGGCUGGAAAUCUAGAUGUGAUGGGAAAAGACAGCGAAUGAUGGUGGAAGAACAUUUGCAGGCUUUGCAGGCAUCCUACAAAGACACUGUCGCUGAACAAGAGCUCUUAGCGAACCGGAGGACACUGGCCACCAGGCGCUUGCAGUGUGCGGCCGUCCUCCUGAGCGUGCUGGGGGAGGAGAAGAUACGAUGGCAGGAAACGAUUGAGCAGAUUGACUGCAAGCUGGAAGGGACGCUGGGGGACACGCUUCUGGCCGCGGCGUGCAUUGUCUACAGUGGGGCCUUGACACCCGAGUUCCGGCAGCUGAUCAUCAGUAAAUGGGAGAGUUUCAGCAUGGAAAACAACAUCUCCAUUUCUUCCAAGUUCUCCUUACCGGACGUGAUGGCACAAAAGAAUGAG